This is a messenger RNA of Uranotaenia lowii, 1320 nucleotides long. RefSeq lists its product as uncharacterized. The record is from RefSeq and is a predicted model, not a curated record. The transcript is spliced from 2 exons. The coding region runs from base 44 to 1063 and encodes 339 amino acids. Gene Ontology annotation, molecular function: nucleic acid binding; RNA-DNA hybrid ribonuclease activity. Lineage: Eukaryota; Metazoa; Arthropoda; Insecta; Diptera; Culicidae.
CAUCAAACUCGAGCGUAUCCAAUACCGUUGUCUCCGCAUCGCAAUGGGCUCUAUGCCCUCAACGCACAACAUGAGUCUUGAAGUUUUGGCAGGAAUACUCCCUUUGAAAGAUCGAUACAAUCUACUAUCACUUCGGUUCCUCAUCAGGUGUGAGGUCAUGAACCCAUUGGUGAUCGUUAAUUUUGAAAGGUUACUUGAGCAAAAUUUUCGAACAAGAUUUAUGUCUGUAUACUAUGUCCUCAUGUCAAUGCAGGUAAACCCUUCUUCGUACUCUCCAACUCGUGUUUUCAGCCCACACUACGAUAAUUCUUCUGUCCAGUUUGAUUUGUCUAUGCAGCAGGAAAUUCGUGGAAUCCCGGAUUCGCAUCGCCCACUUCUGAUUCCAAGAAUUUUCGAAGCUAAAUAUAGACACGUCGAUGCUGACAAAAUGUACUUUACCGAUGGGUCUCUAAUUGAGGAAUCAACGGGAUUCGGAGUGUUCAACGAAACAACUAGCGCCUCUUAUAACCUCCAGUCUCCAUGCUCUGUGUAUAUAGCAGAGUUAGCUGCUAUUCACUGGGCCUUGGACAGCAUCGCCUCACGGCCUGUUGGGCACUACUACAUUGUAACGGAUAGUCUAAGCUCAGUUGACGCAAUACGAUCAAUACGACCGGGAAAGCACUCGCCGUUCUUCCUAGAGAAGAUACGGGAUACUUUGAGUGCUUUAACAAGACGUCGCUUUCCCAUUACCUUUGUUUGGGUUCCCUCUCAUUGCUCGAUAGUGGGCAAUGAGAAGGCAGACUCUCUGGCAAAGGUGGGGGCGACGGAAGGCGACACGUAUCCACGUGAAAUCGUCUUCAACGAAUUCUACUUCUUGGUACGAGGGAACUCUCUUGUCAACUGGCAGCGCAAAUGGGACGAGGAUGAGGAUGGUCGGUGGCUCCACUCGAUUAUCCCAAAGACGCGGUACUCUAUCGUUUUGACAUUGCUGGCAGCAAUUUGUGUAGUUGCGGCCAAGGUUACCAUGACAUCGAGCAUAUUGUUUGGUCGUGUGAGGUCCAUCUUGUCGCCAGAACGAAUUUAAUAGACUCCCUUAGGGCCCGAGGAAAACCACCUAAUGUUCCAGUUAGAGAUGUACUAGCUGUGCUAGAUUUGGACUACAUGUUCGAAAUCUACCUUUUUCUAAAAGCUAUCGAUCUUCGUCUAUAAUUUCUUUUUUAUUUUCAUAUUUCCCUUUCUAUCUUCCUUUCUCCUCUCACAAAGUGUUAAGUUAAGAAAACAAUUGUAAACAACAAAAUCGAUUUUGGCUCCUUAAAGCCUAAAGGUAUGAGCCGUUUCAAA